Carassius carassius (crucian carp) is the source of this 1636-nucleotide messenger RNA. RefSeq names its product ubiquitin-conjugating enzyme E2 H. NCBI's taxonomy places the organism in Eukaryota, Metazoa, Chordata, Actinopteri, Cypriniformes, Cyprinidae. Gene Ontology annotation, molecular function: ubiquitin conjugating enzyme activity. Bases 234 to 785 code for a protein of 183 amino acids. Gene Ontology annotation, biological process: protein polyubiquitination; ubiquitin-dependent protein catabolic process. Gene Ontology annotation, cellular component: nucleus. The transcript has 8 exons. The record is from RefSeq and is a predicted model, not a curated record.
AGACGUCAUCGGCGGAGGGAUAGAUAGCUGUGAGAGACAGAACAGAGAGAGCAGUGCUGGCAGAGGACUUCUAGUACUAUCCGCUGCGGACAGAAAGUGGAGGGCGAAAACUCGAAACGACAGCUUGCCGUAUGCCAAUGUGCAAAAUUAUACAGUUUCGGUAGAGGCCAAGGGAUCGAGAGUCAGUCGCAGAAGAUUUGAGCUUCGGUCAUCUGAAAGAGGAGUGUAUAAAGAUGUCGUCUCCAAGUCCGGGCAAAAGACGAAUGGACACCGACGUGGUGAAGCUUAUCGAGAGUAAACAUGAAGUCACAAUCCUGAGUGGACUCAAUGAAUUUGUAGUGAAGUUUUAUGGACCACAAGGAACACCGUAUGAAGGGGGCGUAUGGAAGGUGCGAGUAGAUCUUCCAGACAAAUACCCCUUCAAAUCACCCUCUAUAGGAUUUAUGAAUAAGAUUUUUCAUCCGAACAUUGAUGAAGCGUCAGGGACAGUGUGUUUAGAUGUGAUCAACCAGACAUGGACCGCUCUUUAUGAUCUCACCAAUAUCUUCGAGUCGUUUUUGCCACAGUUGCUGGCCUACCCGAACCCCAUCGACCCUCUGAACGGGGACGCCGCAGCCAUGUACCUACACCGACCAGAGGACUACAAACAGAAAAUCAAAGAAUACAUCCAGAAAUAUGCAACAGAGGAGGCUCUGAAGGAGCAGGAGGAAGGAGCGGGCGACUCCUCUUCAGAAAGCUCCAUGUCUGACUUUUCAGAGGACGAAGCUCAGGACAUGGAGUUGUAGUUAAGGGUGACCGUUUCCCCCCUUUACCACAGAGACUAUAUUAUUUCCUAACCAUGCGAAGCAGACUAUAAAAGAUUCAUAUUUAAACAAGAGAUGUCCAUUCGGAGCAGGUAAUACAUGAUGCAAAAGGUGUUUGGGAUUGAAGGGAGUUUUUUUAUUUUUUAUUUUACAUAUUUAGUGGCAGGGGUGGAAUAAAUAAGUGUGUCCUUUUUGUGUUUUGCACCCAUAAGCCCCCAGUGCUUACACACGCACACAAACCUCAACAUACACACACAUCCAGGGGACAGCAGUUAUUAAUGUUGUGGUCUCCAGCUGUAUGUUUGCCUGAGAGAGAGGAAGAAGUGGCCACAGAGGCUCCCCCUGCUGGCCUUCUCAGCUAAUGCAUCGCGUCUCUUGCGUUUGUGUUGAUGAACUCUCCAGUGCUCUUUGCAUGCGUCCGGUGUUGAGUCCAGUCUAGUUCAGUCCUGGCUGUCCACUCCUCUAGUCCUUUAUACCUGGGCUUCAAGAGGGUGCUCAGACAUGGGGCUUAUGUGGGCACACAGCAAGUUAUUUUUUUAUAUAUAUAUAUAGUAUCUGUAUCUGGUACCUAUGUGUGAUCUGCUGAUUAAAAUUUUUUUUUUCUUUUUUUUUUUUUUUAUCCCAGGUAUUAUGGUAAUUUGCCAUUUUAUUUCCUUAUCCAUUAAUCUUACUCUUUAUUUUUGUGAUUUUUGUUUUUCUUUUGCAUUGUGAAGUGGGCAUGCCUGUCACAAAAGACAAAUGCUCUUUAUCUAUAGGAUUAUAAUCUCUUAAAUAGCUGUGUACAGUAAACUGUAAUAUCUUCUUUUUUUAAUAAAAUAUUAAAUGUGUACAAA